UUGGAAGGUUUUAAUAAAUUUCGCUACAAUGAGGAUUGUGAGCAUGAAAAAUGUGCAUAUAAACAUAGUUCAACACAUUAUCAUUGUAUACGUUCUGAUUGUGGUUAUGGGUUUAGUGAUAGAUCACGAUUAGUACAACACAUAGCUCGACAUGAACGUAUUGAUAAAAUAAUGGGAGACGAAUUCAGGCAAUUCAGGGCAUCUGUAAAUUGUUUCUAUGAGGACUGUGAAUUUUCCUCAAAGGCAACACAUUUUCACUGCCUGAAAUGUUUAUUUGCCUGCGCUGAUUCAAGUAAAGUGUCUGCCCAUAGGAAAUAUCACAUAAAGCUACAGAAUAUUAGUUCUAAAGGAUUUGUCAAAUUUAUUGGUAGUCAAGACUGUGAAAUUCCUUUUUGUCCUCAUUCCAAGAAACAGACACAUUAUCAUUGUACCUUCCAGAAUUGUAAUCAUGCAGUUCUUGGACCUGCUCAAAUGGCGCCACAUAAGCUGAAACAU
Lottia gigantea (owl limpet) is the source of this 495-nucleotide messenger RNA. RefSeq lists its product as hypothetical. The annotation marks the transcript as partial. Gene Ontology annotation, cellular component: nucleus. Gene Ontology annotation, molecular function: DNA-binding transcription factor activity, RNA polymerase II-specific; RNA polymerase II transcription regulatory region sequence-specific DNA binding. The record is from RefSeq and is a predicted model, not a curated record. The transcript has a single exon. Lineage: Eukaryota; Metazoa; Mollusca; Gastropoda; Lottiidae. Gene Ontology annotation, biological process: regulation of neuron differentiation; positive regulation of transcription by RNA polymerase II.